Molecule: messenger RNA, 1899 nt
Organism: Cinclus cinclus
Lineage: Eukaryota; Metazoa; Chordata; Aves; Passeriformes; Cinclidae
Gene: KCND2
Product: potassium voltage-gated channel subfamily D member 2
Exons: 6
Coding region: 1-1899 (632 amino acids)
Biological process (GO): potassium ion transmembrane transport; protein homooligomerization
Cellular component (GO): voltage-gated potassium channel complex; membrane
Molecular function (GO): A-type (transient outward) potassium channel activity; protein binding; voltage-gated monoatomic ion channel activity involved in regulation of postsynaptic membrane potential
Source: RefSeq, a predicted model, not a curated record
AUGGCGGCAGGCGUGGCAGCUUGGUUACCCUUUGCCAGGGCAGCAGCCAUAGGAUGGAUGCCAGUGGCUACUGGUCCCAUGCCAGCUGCUCCACGGCAGGAAAGAAAGCGAAGCCAGGACUCCCUGAUUGUGCUGAAUGUGAGUGGCAUCCAGUUCCAGACAUGGCUGGACACCUUAGAGCGCUACCCUGACACCCUGCUGGGCAGUUCAGAGCGGGACUUCUUCUACCACCCUGAGACACAGCAGUACUUUUUUGAUCGGGACCCUGACAUUUUCCGCCACAUUCUCAACUUCUACCGUACUGGGAAGCUUCAUUAUCCCCGCCAGGAGUGCAUUUCAGCUUACGAUGAGGAGCUGGCCUUCUUUGGCAUCAUCCCCGAGAUCAUUGGUGACUGCUGUUACGAGGAGUACAAGGAUCGCCGGCGUGAGAAUGCUGAGCGCCUGCAGGAUGAUGCUGAUACAGAUCAUGUAGCUGAGAGCUCCCUACCCUCAAUGACAGCUCGUCAGAGGAUGUGGCGGGCCUUUGAAAACCCACACACCAGUACCCUGGCUCUAGUCUUCUACUAUGUCACUGGUUUCUUCAUUGCCGUCUCCGUUAUUGCCAAUGUGGUGGAGACGGUGCCCUGUGGGGUAAGCCCGGGUCGCAUCAAAGAGCUGCCAUGUGGAGAGCGGUAUGCGGUGGCUUUCUUCUGUCUGGAUACUGCCUGUGUCAUGAUCUUCACAGUUGAAUAUCUCCUACGUCUGCUGGCAGCUCCUAGUCGCUACAAAUUUGUGCGCAGUGUCAUGAGUAUCAUUGAUGUGGUGGCCAUUAUGCCAUAUUACAUUGGCCUGGUGAUGACAGAUAAUGAGGAUGUCAGUGGGGCUUUUGUGACAUUAAGAGUCUUUCGUGUCUUCAGGAUCUUUAAGUUUUCCCGCCACUCACAGGGUCUGCGCAUCCUGGGCUACACACUGAAAAGUUGUGCCUCGGAGUUAGGCUUCCUCCUCUUCUCGCUCACUAUGGCCAUCAUCAUCUUUGCCACAGUCAUGUACUAUGCAGAGAAAGGUUCAUCAGCCAGCAAGUUCACCAGCAUCCCUGCAGCCUUCUGGUACACCAUCGUCACCAUGACAACACUGGGGUAUGGUGACAUGGUGCCAAAGACAAUAGCUGGCAAGAUUUUUGGUUCAAUAUGCUCCCUGAGUGGGGUCUUGGUCAUUGCUCUGCCAGUUCCUGUUAUCGUCUCCAACUUCAGCCGUAUAUACCACCAGAACCAACGAGCAGACAAGCGCAGGGCACAGAAGAAAGCCAGGCUCGCUAGAAUCCGCGCAGCAAAGAGUGGGAGUGCUAAUGCCUACAUGCAGAGCAAACGAAAUGGCUUGCUGAGUAACCAGCUGCAGCAGUCCUCCAAUGAAGAAGAACAGGCCUUUGUUGGCAAAUCUGGCUCUUCCUUUGAAACACAGCACCACCACCUGCUUCACUGCCUGGAAAAAACUACGAACCACGAGUUUGUGGAUGAGCAAGUCUACGAAGAGAGCUGUAUGGAGGUUUCUACGGUGAACAGACCCCCGAGCCACAGCCCCUCUCUGUCAUCCCAGCAAGGCGUGACCAGCACGUGCUGCUCCCGAAGACACAAAAAGACGUACCGCAUCCCCAACACCACCAUCAGCGGCAGCCGCCCCGGCAGCGUGCAGGAGCUCAGCACCAUCCAGAUCAGAUGUGUGGAGAGGACGCCUCUGUCUAACAGCCGUUCCAGCUUAAAUGCCAAAGUGGAAGAGUGCGUUAAAUUAAACUGUGAGCAGCCUUACGUCACUACAGCAAUAAUCAGCAUCCCAACACCUCCAGUCACCACACCUGAAGGAGACGAUAGGCCAGACUCUCCCGAGUAUUCGGGAGGAAACAUUGUCAGAGUAUCUGCAUUAUAA